AUGAUUGGCGUAGCACAGUUCAUUAUUUUUAUAAUUUUGUUUUGCUCUCCUGAUAAAGGUUAGUGAAUUAUUGAUAAGAAUCAAAAUUAUUUGAAAUCGCUGGGAAGUAUCCUAUUGUGCUAAGUUAGUGAAACGAGUGGCUAUUAAAUAGUGGGUUAAUCGAACAGCAAGUGGCUGAUUGCAUAUGACUUAUGUAUUUGAGGGGAUUCAUUAUGUAAAGUUGGUUUGUGACAGAAUUGCGAUGAGUUCCAGCUAGUUUGCCGAGUUAAAUGGAAUAGAAUGACCAAUUUUAUCAUUGAAAGGCCAUACACGCAGACUGCAUAUAUUACAUAGAUAAUUAGUGUUAAAAGAAGCAUCAUAAUGCAGAGCCAGGCUCAGACCACAUCAGGAGCUGAGGCGCCCCCACCUCCCCCAACUCCAUCUACUUCUACACGCAAUCAACUACGUCCUGUAAAGUAUGAUUAUGCAGAUUCUUUCGCUUGCACUUAUGUGGUAUCAGUAGUGGCCGCUUCCAUAGCUGAGUUAACUACAUAUCCCCUUGAUUUAACCAAAACACGUCUGCAAAUUCAGGGCGAAGCAGUGAGUGCCGAACCGAAGACAGACAAGGGCGUUAAACCUAAGCAGUAUCGUGGCAUGGUUGCGACUGCAUGCGGUAUUGUCAGGGAAGAGGGCACAAUGAAAUUGUGGCAAGGUGUGACGCCUGCACUGUACCGCCAUGUUGUCUACAGCGGUGUACGCAUAUGUAGCUAUGACUUUCUACGUCGGAAGUUGGGCAACGAUGAAAACGGCCAUAUUACUUUGCCCCUUUGGAAGUCAGCCCUCUGUGGUGUAUCAGCAGGCGCUGUGGCACAAUGGCUGGCAUCUCCCGCCGAUUUAGUUAAGGUACAAAUUCAAAUGGAAGGGAAACGUCGAUUGAUGGGCGAGCCAGCGCGCGUCCACGGCGCCGCACAUGCUUUAAAGGAAAUAGUCCGCCGUGGGGGCAUACCUGGCCUGUGGAAAGGUAGCAUCCCGAAUGUGCAGCGUGCUGCACUUGUUAAUCUUGGUGAUCUUACAACUUACGAUACCAUAAAGCGAUUGAUUAUGAUCAAACUGAAUAUGCCAGACUGUCAUACAGUACAUGUGCUCUCCUCAAUUUGUGCCGGAUUUGUGGCCGCGAUUAUGGGCACCCCUGCAGAUGUAGUAAAGACAAGAAUAAUGAAUCAGCCUACGGACGAAAGGGGCAGGGGAUUACUCUACAAAGGCUCUCUCGAUUGUCUUCGUCAAACAGUAAAUAAGGAAGGAUUUGCUGCGCUCUAUAAGGGUUUCUUGCCAUGCUGGAUCCGUAUGGCGCCGUGGUCCCUAACCUUCUGGCUGUCGUUUGAGCAGAUUCGUAGCAUGAUCGGCGUUGCGGGCGUUAUUGCAAGCAUUCAUGCCUUUCUCAAGUGAUCGGGAUAGUAAAACGUGCUUACAAUUGUUAAUUUCAGUUUUAAAUACGUUGUGCCAAUCAUAAGUACGAACAAAAGAUUUAACAUUUUUUCUGUGCAUUAUUUAUUUUCUAAAUGUAUAUUAGACUGCUAACAAUUUUGCAUCUAUUUUGUUUUAUAUGCAUGCACUCUGCUGGAAAAUUGAAAAAUGUUUACGAAAAUCUAAAGAGACGUCAAGUGUUACAACCAAUAACCCUGGUCGAAAAGCAGCAACGAUAUGCUUAACAAUUGUCUAUUAUGUUAAUUUAUAUAUGUACGUGUGUCUACUCUUAAAAAUGCGACUUUAUUUACAUAUGUACGUCCGCAUAUGUGUUGAUGCUAAGUGAAUCAGGAAGGAUUGCUAUAAUUGCUUUUUACUACGUACAUAUGUACUUAAAGCUGAUGAUUGAAAUACAUAAUUUAUUUGAAGCCUUAUACACUGCACUGCAGAGUUUGUUUAAGUAAUUCAAGUGACAAUAUCUUAUUGUAAAAUGUAAAUACAAAAUAAAUUAAGUUUUUUACACAUAAAUAAUUAAUAAUCGUUAUCAUUGCAGCAUUUAUCAGAGAAUACUCUAUCUAAAAAAUUACAA
Messenger RNA from Rhagoletis zephyria (snowberry fruit fly), 2032 nucleotides. RefSeq names its product Uncoupling protein 4A (gene Ucp4A). NCBI's taxonomy places the organism in Eukaryota, Metazoa, Arthropoda, Insecta, Diptera, Tephritidae. Gene Ontology annotation, biological process: transmembrane transport. The record is from RefSeq and is a predicted model, not a curated record.